AUGAACAAGAUAAUCUCACAUGAAACUGUUUUUAAUGAGCAAGAUAAUGUCAUGAAUGAAAAUGUUUCUCAAGAAAAAGUUUCAAAUGAAAAUGUUGAUUUUGAUGAUGAAAAUAUUAAUAAUGAAGAUGUUAAUGUCAAUAAUGAAAAUGUUAACAUUUCAAAUGAGAAUGAGAAUGAAAAUGUCAUGAAUGAUAACAAUGAACAAUUUAUUCCACCUUUAGAUAUAUAUGAUCCUAGUAAUCGGGAUAAUCUUGAUAAUAACUUAAGAGAUAUUUUGAUUGAAAAAGGGCCAAUAAGAGAAUCAAAUUUUGUGUAUCCUAAAGAUAAUCUAUCUAGACAUUUUUCUUAUGCUUCUUAUACUAGAAAGUUAAGUCAUGCAAAUGAUGGAUUUAAUGAUUGGAAACAUCUUUUUGAUAGACUUAAAGAACAUGAAAAUAGUUCCCAACAUCUUUUUUGUAUGGAUUCUUGGGAUGAACUAAUAGCAAGAUUUGAUAAGAAUAAAACAAUUGAUAAAGAUUUGCAAAAUAAAGUUUUAACUGAAAAAGAACGUUGGAGAAUCUUAUUAACCAUACCAGUUACUGUAGCAUCAGCAGAAAGAAAUUUUUCAAAACUAAAAUUAUUAAAAAAUUAUUUGAGAUCAUCAAUGUCACAAGAAAGAUUAAAUGGUUUGGCUAUGUUAUGCAUUGAAAAAGAUUUGUUGGAUAAUAUUGAACUUGAUUCUAUAAUUGAUGACUUUGCAUCUAAAAAAGCUCGUAAAUGUAAAUUUCUUUAG
This is a messenger RNA of Lactuca sativa (garden lettuce), 774 nucleotides long. Lineage: Eukaryota; Viridiplantae; Streptophyta; Magnoliopsida; Asterales; Asteraceae. The record is from RefSeq and is a predicted model, not a curated record.